Pseudogymnoascus verrucosus is the source of this 1100-nucleotide messenger RNA. RefSeq lists its product as uncharacterized. The transcript is spliced from 2 exons. The record is from RefSeq and is a predicted model, not a curated record. Bases 329 to 1060 code for a protein of 243 amino acids. Lineage: Eukaryota; Fungi; Ascomycota; Leotiomycetes; Thelebolales; Thelebolaceae.
CCCUAUGCGCCGCCCCGCCGUCCUAUCCGCUGUAGUCCCCCGACCGAAGCGGGAAAUUAUGUCAGGGCAGCAAGCGCAACGGGAUGGUAAGACCAACGACGGCGGUCUCGACUUCAAUCUCCCAUUCAUAUGCGCCUUUCUUCCUCUAAUACCCACCCACGCGCUUUUGUCGCGAUAUCUUGCGCUCAUAAUCGAUAACCAGUGAACGAACAAGAGGAAAUAGGUAGCGACGGAUUGAAGCGCCCACCACUACAGCAGCGCGCGCAAACCGCGCAAUUCACUCCCUCACCCACUCCACGAUCCAACACCACCGCGCCAAACCACCACAAUGGCAACAGCAGACCCCUUCGCCAACCCCGCCUGGGAAGGCAACUCCCGCCUCCCCACCCACCCAGCGCAAUCAUUCCAAUCCUCCAUCGCCCCCUCCACCGACGCGGAGGAGAAAGCGCUCGAGAUCGGUGCGCCGCCGUACGCAGCAGCGGCGCCUACGUAUAUCCCCCCCCCUCCUGCGGCGGCGGCGGCGCGGCCGGGGUUGAAGGAGAGGUUUGAUGGGGUUAUGCCUUCGCACAGACGGUAUAUGGGACGUAGUCGACGGACGGUGUUGUUAGGUGCUCUAGGACUGCUGGCGUUACUUGUUCUUGUGCUGGGAUUGGGGUUGGGCCUUGGGUUGAAGAAGGGGGGUGGGGAUUCUGCCGCUCUACCACUCCCCGGAAACGCAACACCGCACACAGGCGACUUAACCUACUACUCCCCCGGCCCGGGGUACGGGAGUUGUGGAUUCGAAAACAACGCCGAUGACCCCAUCUGCGCCGUCUCUCACCUCCUCUACGACGCGGCCUCGAUCUCAGGGAACCCUAAUGAAAACCCGCUCUGUGGACGGAAGUUGCGAGUGACGCACACAGACGCCAGGGAUGGGAAGACGAGGAGCGUGGAUGUUAAGGUUGUGGAUCGAUGCACGGGGUGUAAGGCGACGGAUAUUGAUCUUAGCCCUGGGAUGUUUUUGAAGCUGGCGGCGGAGGAGGAGGGGAGAGUGGUGGGGACUUGGGCGUGGUUGGAUUGAUGAUAAUAGUGUGAAGCGAGCGAGCGAGCGUCGUCUUUUA